AUGAAAUUCUUUUUUAUUACAAAAAUAUGUUUAUGGUGCGUGUUGACGCUAAAUGUCAUGCUUAUUGGGCCCAUAUCCACGGUGACAGGAUCCCUGCUGGAUCCACUCGUGCCCAAUGCGUCCCCCAUGCAUGUUGGGAUCAUGUGCAUUCCCCUUUAUGGUCAUUGGAGGCCGUUGCGAUCUGUUGGAGAAGCCUUUACAGAACGUGGACACCAUGUUACAUAUUUUGUUGAAAACCCUCUAUGGUGUGAGGAGAUGAUGAUGCAUCAUGAUGAGAACACAACAAAUUGCAUUAUAAUUCCCUCACGCGGCGCAUUCAGGGAUCCUACUUUUUUUGAGAAAAUGAGCCUUGAACCUUAUCCCCAGAAGACGUUGUUUGGCUUUUUGGGGGAAACCGUUCGUCAUCAUACUUUACAUCUUGGUGAUUAUCUUAAAGAAGCCCAGAAGUUACAUGCCAAGCGUCCAUUAAGUGUAUUAAUUAGUGAUGCAAAUACCAUUGUUGGUGGGUCUGUAGCACGUGCAUUGGAUAUCCCAUCUGUAAUUUCCAUUCCAUUAACAUCAUCCAUUCAGUUAGGUAUCAACAACCGUAUUCCAAAUAUGGGAAGUGGCUUUCCUGCACGAAUGAACAUCGGACAACGAUUGUUAAAUUAUAUUUCAUUGAGCGCGUUUUUAGUAUUUCCUCCUUCAUUAGAUCCCUUUAAUAGCCAACGAGCACUUUACAAUAUUCCGCCCCUUCGUAAUUGGAAUGAGUUGGGAGGAUUCUAUGACACGGUGUUACUGCCUUUUAUUUGGGGGUUGGAUAUUCCACAGGAAUUAUGCCCUAAUUUCCAUCCACUGGGAUUACUGUCUUUUAAGAAAGACCACAUUCCACCCAUGGAAAAGGAACUUGCCACAUUUCUACAUCAUUGUACAACAGGUGCCAUUUAUGUUAACUUUGGGACAUUGGUUUCCCUUAAUCCUCGCCAAGUUGAUCGUAUUGCCAAGGCACUUGAACAACUUCCGUAUUGUGUCAUUUGGAAGAUGAAAGAUACACAAAAAAAAGAUCUUCCGAAAGGAUACUUAAGAAAAAUGAAAGAGAAAUUAUUUAUUCGUUCCUAUUUUCUUUCUCCUAUGGAAAUUAUGCGUCAUAAGAAUCUGAUGGUAUUUAUAUCACAUUGUGGUGAUACCUCCAUACAUGAAGCAGUUGAGGCACAAUUACCCGUUGUUGGUAUCCCUUUCUUUGCCGAUCAACCCGACGUUUGUCAACGUUUAGAAGAAGCAGGUGUGGGAAAAUACGUAGGACAUAAAGAUGUAUUUAAUAUUGAGGAUUUAUUACAUGCAAUACAAUGGGUUGUGCAACAUUUGGAACAAAUAAAAGAAAAAAUGAAACAACUUAUUCGUAUUUCCAACUUCCUUGGUGGUGCAGAAAGGGCUGUUGACAUUAUUGAAAGUCGUUACCGCAAUCAACUUCUUAGAAGAAAUGAAUCUCUUGAACGAUGUGUUAUAUUUAACGAGGAUGUGGAAUUGGAAACACGUCCAAUUCGUAAGGCACAACUUGAUAUUUUAUUUUUAUGGUUUCUUGUACUUGUCCCGUUAUGGCUUUUUGUUUUUAACUGCAUUGGAAAAUGGCUAUUUUGUCUUGGAAGAAUCAUGCGGUCAAACAAAACUUUACCCCUAAAGAAGGUAUCACACUUUAGCGUCUCCCCAAGACCAACACAACGUGAGAAGACGGAUUGA
This is a messenger RNA of Trypanosoma cruzi, 1716 nucleotides long. Its product is annotated as UDP-glucoronosyl and UDP-glucosyl transferase, putative. Gene Ontology annotation, molecular function: UDP-glycosyltransferase activity. NCBI's taxonomy places the organism in Eukaryota, Euglenozoa, Kinetoplastea, Trypanosomatida, Trypanosomatidae. The transcript has a single exon. The record is from RefSeq and is a predicted model, not a curated record. Bases 1 to 1716 code for a protein of 571 amino acids.